Molecule: messenger RNA, 2415 nt
Organism: Neltuma alba
Lineage: Eukaryota; Viridiplantae; Streptophyta; Magnoliopsida; Fabales; Fabaceae
Product: serine/threonine-protein kinase RIPK-like
Exons: 4
Coding region: 414-1562 (382 amino acids)
Biological process (GO): protein phosphorylation
Molecular function (GO): protein kinase activity; ATP binding
Source: RefSeq, a predicted model, not a curated record
AUUGAAGUCAAGAGGUAGGCAAGAUACUUGUCUACUAAUUAAUUGAAGAUAUACGUUCAUACCUAUGAUUAUUAAUGUUUAAAAAAAUAAAAGCGAAUAGAAAUAAUGUUAUUAAAUGAAAUAUCGUUCAUGCACAAUAGUGAAACUGUUGGCAUUCAUUUACAAGAGAUCAAGAAGUCAAGGAAUCUCUCCCAGAACUUCUCUCCUUAGGGUGGUAGGUGAAUGCACGUAUUAUAUAUAUUUCUCGUCCUUCACUUCUAUAUUCCAAAGUCACCAUUUUUAUUAAAAAAAAAUUCCAUCUUAGCUUCCAUGCCGUCCUCCUGAUUAAACCACUUUCAAAGGUCUGAUUAGUGAAAAACACAUUGCCAAGGUCGAUCGGAUAUCGUAGCAUUGCUCAUAUCGGUUCUAGCUAGAUGACUAAGAAGAUUACAUGGAAGUCUAUCAUCUUCGUCCUAAACUGUUACAGGACCGAUUACCCCACCUUGCAGGAAAAACAACCUUUGAAACGAGGUUCAUUUCAGAGGUUGUGCCUCUCGGACAUAAGCAAUUCCAGCUCAUCUCAAGCCAUUGACGAUCUCUCAAUUUCUCUUGCCGGUUCAAAACUUCACGUAUUCAGCCUAGAGGAGCUUAGGGAGGCAACCCAUAAUUUCUCAUGGAGCAAUCUGCUUGGUGAAGGAGGGUUUGGACCCGUGCACAAGGGAUUUUUUGAUGACAAACUUAGGCGUGGAUUGAAAGCUCAGCCUGUAGCUGUCAAACGCCUCGACCUAGGUGGCUUGCAAGGUCAUAGGGAAUGGCUGGCAGAGAUUAUCUUCCUCGGACAGCUGCAGCAUCCGCAUCUUGUUAAGUUGAUUGGGUACUGUUAUGAGGAGGAACAUAGGCUUUUGGUUUAUGAGUACAUGCCAAGAGGAAGCCUGGAGAACCAGCUCUUCAGAAGGUACUCUGCUGUCUUGCCAUGGUCAACCAGGAUGAAAAUUGCAUUAGGUGCAGCCAAGGGCCUGGCCUUCCUUCACGAAGUACAUAAACCAGUCAUUUACAGAGACUUCAAAGCGUCAAACAUUUUGCUGGAUUCGGAUUACACAGCCAAACUGUCAGAUUUCGGGCUGGCAAAGGAUGGUCCGGAAGGCGAAGAAACACAUGUAACAACACGCGUAAUGGGAACACAUGGCUAUGCUGCUCCUGAGUAUGUCAUGACAGGUCACCUCACAACGAAGAGCGAUGUGUAUAGCUACGGCGUGGUUCUGUUAGAAUUGCUCACAGGGAAGCGGGUGGUGGAUAAGACCAGGCCCAGCAAAGAACAUAGCUUGGUGGAGUGGGCAAGGCCUAUGUUAAGGGAUCCCAAAAAGCUGUAUCGAGUCAUAGAUCCCAGAUUGGAAGGUCAAUUUCCUGCGAGAGGAGCUCGCAAGGUGGCUGCUUUGGCUUACAAAUGCUUGAGCCACCACCCAACACCGAGGCCCACCAUGUCCGAUGUGGUUGCCAUAUUGGAGACACUUCAGGGCUUUGACGAUGUUUUCAUAGGACCGUUCGUGUAUGUGGCCGUAAGCGAAGGCCAAAAAGAAGCGUAAACUAGUGAUAUGAAAGUAUACCCAGAUAGUAAUUCUUUUUUUGGUUUUCUCAUUUUGGUCCGUAAAGGAUGUGUGGAUCUUCAUAAUUAUGAAGCUGGAAGUAAUUAGUUGUAUACAGAAUUAGCUAGGAACUGAAAGCUGCGCCAAGGAGGAUGCAGUUUGAGGUGAAAAUAAUAUUACCACUUUGAGAUGCAAUUUGUCCGGAGGGGUAAACAAGAUUCUCAGGUUUGAGAGUGUACACAGUUAUUCAGUGCAAAGUUUGGCAUAAAGCGUGUACAUUUAAGUAUCAGUCCAGAAGAGGCGUGUUCAGGGAACUUUCGACUUUUCGUCAGUAGGUGGAGGAGAAAGACGGGGGUUAACAUAAUGAUUAAAAGGUCCUUCCUGGCAGCCACAGGGAAGGAAAUCGUUAUCCUUGUAUUGUUUAUUGGUGUGAGAAAGUAGAAAAUAAGCCUGGUUAGUUGUUCCAAGUGGAAACCCGGUCAUGCCUAUUUUUCGACGUGACGUACUAUGAGUCCGCAUGGGAUGACAAUGACAGAACAACUCAAGGAAAAGUAAGCAUCGCAGUUAAUGUUGGAAUAUAACAAAUUAAACCUUCUAUUUGGGAUGGAAAAUAGUAAAACAUUACAGUCGGAAUGCUUGGUUUAGAAGUAACCUUAUUUUAUAUUAUGCGAGUUAAAUAGGUGAGAAGGAUUUUGUCAUAAGAUGUAAAGUUUUCUUUUUGGAAAUAACCUAAGCUAUUGCCUUUAACUCACGUUGAUCUCAGCGAAUAAAUGGACAAACACUAAACCAUCGGAAUCCAUAAAGUGGUGUAUAUAUAAUAUAUGUAUGUAUAUUAGUUUACAAUUUAGCUUCC